Pygoscelis adeliae (Adelie penguin) is the source of this 2740-nucleotide messenger RNA. RefSeq names its product chromogranin B (secretogranin 1) (gene CHGB). The transcript has 8 exons. The record is from RefSeq and is a predicted model, not a curated record. Lineage: Eukaryota; Metazoa; Chordata; Aves; Sphenisciformes; Spheniscidae. Gene Ontology annotation, cellular component: secretory granule. Bases 238 to 2415 code for a protein of 725 amino acids. Gene Ontology annotation, biological process: regulation of double-strand break repair via nonhomologous end joining.
GAAAGAUUCACAGCGUACCCAUCUGCUGACAGCCCAAGAAAGGGGGAAAGAAAUGAGACUGGGAGGAAGAGGACCCCCUCUCCUGUGCCCCCCAAAACCAGCUGAGUGGGACAGCCGCGAGCUGGGAUUGACAAACCAUGUAGGAAGAUCCUGAAGGAGAUCCUGAAGCAGUGACAGACUGUUUGCUCCCGGACUCUGUCCAAGGGGACUGCUUUCGCAUCAGUGCUGUUCCCAGGUAUGGCACAGAGUGGGACCAUGGAAGGAAAAGAGAUGUCGCCAAGUCAUCAUUCGGAGGAGAGCAGCAUAUGGGACCUACCCUCUGUUUGUGACCCAGCAGAGUGCUUUCUGCCUCCACAGAGCUCUGAAAACAGCGAGGAGCUUUUUCGUUCUGUGGAUACUUUUCCCUCUCUGCCAACAGGUGUCAGUGCAGUUCCAGUGGAAAAAGACCAUAUUGAAGAAAUGGUAACACAGUGCAUAGUGGAAGUUCUGUCCAACGCUCUAUCUAAGCCAAAUGCACCACCAAUUAAUCCUGAAUGCAAAGAAAUCCUGAAGAAGAGUGGUAGAAAUGACAGAGAGAGAAGCGAAAACAAACAGCUUCAAGUGAGGCAUUUGAAAGACCCAGCAGAGAUUGAAAAACAUCAUACCGGGAGUGUGAAGAAAGAACAAAGUCAUGCAGAAGAGGAAUCUAAAAACUACAUGAAAGGAAGUGAUGAGGAGAAACUUGCUCACGAGGAAGGUAAAAGCAAGGAAGAGGAGGAUGGACACCACACACCUAUUCAAGAAGAGAGACUUCAUACAGAAGAAAAGAAACACUAUCAGGGAAUUAGAAGAGAAGAGGAGAAGAGCUACCACAGUGAAGAAGAAAGCAAAGAGAGCAAGCAUCAUGACGAAGAGGUAGAGCAUGCUGUUCUCAACAAGAAGUCCCACUCUGGAGGUGCAAGCACAGAGGAGUUCCGUGAUGGGAAUGAUCAGCGCCCCAUGGGCCACUGGCAUUCAGAGGAGGGAAUGCAGAGCCCUUACAAAAGAAUUCAUGAAGGUGAAGAGGAAGAGGCAGAGGAAGAAAGAAGUGAAAAAUACCACCGUGAGUCUAAGGAACGUGAUUUCUCCCAUCAGCAAGAGCAUGAAGAAUCUGAUGAGAGUGAAGAAACAGAGGAGGAAAAGCAACCCUAUAAACCCAAACGUUAUCAUGGGAAGCAUAGAAUGGGUGACUCCUCUGAAGAGAAGAGGGGCCGUGGUGGUGAGAAAGAGGAACUAGCUGUGGAAUCAAACACAGAGGAGGCCCAUCUCUGGGACAAAAGGAAUCACCAUCAGAAACAUCAUGAAAAGUCUGAGCAGCAGCGUGAGGAGAAGAGUGGUUAUCAUGGGAGGCAUGGGUCUGAAGAGGUAGAGGAGAAGAGGCGUGCAGACCAGGGAAGUGAGGAGUACAGAGAAGGGUGGCAGCAGAGUGAAGAGAGCAGUGAAGAAGAAAACAAGAGGCAUCGCCACAGUGAAGAAAGUAAUGAGAAAUGGCGCGAGGAUAGGAGACACCAUGAUGGAUCACAUGAGGCAAGGAGGCACCAUUCUGAGGGAAGGACGUAUCUUGGAAAUGAAAGUGAGGAAGAGCUGGACAGGUAUCUCAGUGGUGGCAGCAAGGAGAAGCAGCAUCGUGCUGGAGGGAGAUACCGCUUGUGGGACAAUGAAGAUGAAGAGUCACAGAAAGUGUACGCUCGAGAGCACAAAGGGCAGUCCAGAAGACACUACAGCACUGAGGAUAGUGUAGAGCAGCAGAGCUACCCUGGCAACAGUGAGGAGGAGGAGGAAGUAGAAAAGAAGCAUCACAGCAGUGAUCAGAUGGAAAAUGAGGAGGAGAAUAUGGAGGAGGGAAGAUAUGCAGAGAGGGAAGAGUACAGAAGCCGUUUCCCUGCAGAGAAUGAGAAGAGAACCACGGCAUCCUACAGCCCUUUCUACCCACUGCUGUGGUGGAAAAGCCAGCACUUUGAGAAAAGGGACAGUGCAGGAGAGCAGCUUCUGGAGGGCAAAGAGGAAGGCAGGCCCACCCUGAACGAGAGGAGUCUUUUCCCUGAAUAUAAUGACUAUGAUUGGUGGGAAAAAAAGCAAAUCCUAAGUGCUCUGAACCACGGACGCACCGAGAAGAGGAAUCUUGGCAAAAUGAACAGAUAUGAUACGAAAAGGCAAUACAACAAGAUGGAUCAACUCGCACAACUUCUGAAUUACAGGAAGAAAUCAGCUGAAUUCGCAGAGUUGUACAAUUCUGGAGAAGACAUGAAAAAACAUCACAUAAUCAGGAAUGACAGAGGAAGUCUGGGCCAGCGGCCUCUGACAGAAGAGGAGGAGAAAGAACUGGAAAACCUGGCCGCUAUGGAUUUGGAGCUGCAGAAAAUAGCUGAGAAGUUUAAUGACAACAGGAGAGGCUGAAGAUGAUCUGCUUUGGUGUUUCAAAGCUAGGUGUAGCUGUACUCACAAUACCUGUAUUUUGUGGUAAAUUUCACUGCCACUGGAUUGUUGUUUGCCCUAAAACGAGGAAAUACUAUUUACUGUCCACUAUAGUGUAGUGAUUUAUACAGCUGAAAAUGUCUUUAAUUUGCUGUUAUGCUAUUGAGAUCUGAAUAGCAUGAAUUUUAGUAUUAUAACCUUUCAUGCAAGGCAGAUAUUUUUAAUAUGCUUGUGAAAAUAAUUAUGUUAGUGUUCUUCAGAAAUAUAUUUGUCUGAGUUUGAAAUAAUAAAAACCAUUGAUCUUGGA